UUCUGGGUUUCUUGAGUUUUCCACUCAAUCUCAUUCUCCGCCAUUUUCUUGAUCGCAACACUAUACUCUGUGAUCUGAAAAUCUUUUCUUUUUCGUUUUCCGUCAAAAUCUCGCUGGAUUCUUGUUCGAUUUGGGAUCAUUCUCGAUAAACAUAAUUUCUGGGUUUUUUCCCCGAGAGAUUCUCCGAUUCUUUCAUGCAAUAAUUUCAAGAAAUGUCGGCUUCAUCAUCAUCCUCGGGACGUCCCAUUCAGACCCACUCAAUGGUGUCUGCCCACGAAACCUUCCAAAGACAUGUGGCCGAGCAGUUCAGCUCCUUGCAGGCCACGAGUCCCGACGAGCUUCUCACCAUUCCCUGGAUUCAUAAACUGAUCGGUGUGUUCUUGUCUUGCCAGAACGAGUUCAGGUCCAUUCUGCAGAACAAUCAAGAGUUCUUGAACAGGCCCCCCAUGGAGAGAUUCGUUUCGGCCUAUUACGAGAGAUGCGUCAAGGGUUUGGAUGUGUGCAAUGUGAUCAGAGAAGGGAUUGAGAGAAUCAGGCAGUGGCUCAGGCUUCUUGAGAUUGUCAUGUCUGCCAUGGACAACAUCAUUUACAUGGAAUCCCAUUUUCGCCGUGCCAAGAGGGCUUUGGUCGAUUUGGCUAUCUGUAUGCUCGAUAAUAAUGGGUCUUCUUCUUCUUCUUCGUCUGUUUCGCGCAAGAAUCGAUCUUUUGGCCGAACCAGAAAUACCCAGACUGAUCAACAGGGGACCCACACCCGCCAGUUCAGAUCCCUCUCUUGGAGUGUCUCCCAGAAUUGGUCUGCUGUCAAGCAGCUUCAGUCAUUUGGAAACAGUUUGUCCACUCCCAGGAGUUCUGAAGUCACUUCGUCCGGAGGACUGGCCACCAUUGUUUACACAAUGAGCUAUGUGCUUUACUUUCUGAUGUGGGCUCUUGUGGCUGCAAUCCCAUGUCAAGACCGCGGCCUGCAGACAAACUUCUACCUGUCAAGUACAUUCCUUUGGUCAGCUCCCUUGCUGGCCUUGCGCGAGAGGAUUCUCCAGGAGUCGAAGAAGAAGGAGCGCAAGAACUGUUGUGGGCUGUUGAAGGAGAUUUACACGCUUGAAAUUCGCGCGCGCAGCUUGAACCAACUGCUGGAUACCACUCCAUUCCCAUUGUCUGGGAUUACCUAUACGGAAGUGAAAAAGGGAGCAGAAGAGCUUAAAGAAGUGUGUGAUUCACUCAAGGAGGAGUUGAACCCGUUGGAGCGCCGAGUGAAGGAAGCAUUCCACGCCAUUGUUCGCUGCAGGGUCGAAGGCCUUCACUCCAUUGCCAUGGCACAAGCUAGUCGCCCUACAUGAUGAUGUUCGUAAUUCAAAUGAAGCUUGCAGAUAGGAGAAGAGUUUUUUUUCUUCAUUUUUCCCAAUACAGAUAGUUGCCAAGG
Messenger RNA from Cuscuta campestris, 1417 nucleotides. Lineage: Eukaryota; Viridiplantae; Streptophyta; Magnoliopsida; Solanales; Convolvulaceae. The record is from the annotation of a GenBank genome assembly.